Molecule: messenger RNA, 2627 nt
Organism: Lacerta agilis (Sand lizard)
Lineage: Eukaryota; Metazoa; Chordata; Lepidosauria; Squamata; Lacertidae
Gene: PPM1H
Product: protein phosphatase, Mg2+/Mn2+ dependent 1H
Exons: 10
Coding region: 119-1699 (526 amino acids)
Biological process (GO): protein dephosphorylation
Molecular function (GO): protein serine/threonine phosphatase activity
Source: RefSeq, a predicted model, not a curated record
UCCCACUCCGCCGCUCCGCCGCUCCGCCGCCGCCCUGCGCGCCUGCCUGCCUGCCUCCCGGCGCGAGCUGGAUGGUGCUUCCCCCGGCCCCGCCGGUGCGGCCGGCGGCAGGAGUACUAUGCUGACUCGGGUGAAGUCUGCGGUGGCCAAUUUCAUGGGAGGCAUCAUGGCUGGCAGCUCGGAUCACGGCAGCGGCAGUGGAGGAGGAGGAGGAGGCGGCGGCGGUGGUGGUGGUGGAGGAGGCAUGGACCUGCCGCUGCGCUUCCCUUACGGCAGACCCGAGUUCCUGGCUCUGUCUCCGGACGAGGUCGAGUGCUCCGCUGACCACAUCGCCCGGCCUAUCCUCAUCCUCAACAAGGAGACCAAGCGCCUGCCCUGGACCACGGGAUACGCCGAGGUGAUCAAUGCGGGUAAAAGUACACACAAUGAAGACCAGGCCAGUUGUGAAGUACUUUCAGUUAAGAAGAAAGCAGGAGGAACUAAUUCCACACCAAACAAAAACUCCUCUACUAAACGGAGGUCUUCGUUGCCAAAUGGGGAAGGACUGCAGCUGAAAGAGAAUUCAGAAUCGGACGGCGUAUCUUUCCACUACUGGUCGUUAUUUGAUGGGCACGCUGGAUCUGGGGCGGCUGUCGUAGCAUCAAAGCUGCUUCAGCAUCAUAUUGCAGAGCAGCUGCAGGAGAUUGUGGACAUCCUGAAGAACUCGGCCGUCCCUCCCCCGACCUGCUUGGGGGAGGAGCCAGAAAGCAUGGCUGCUAACACCCGAACUCUAACCAGAGCAGCCUCCUUACGGGGGAGUGUCGGCGCCCCGGGAUCACCCAGCACCCCUCCGACUCGCUUCUUUACAGAGAAGAAGAUAUCUCACCAGUGCCUCAUUAUGGGGGCUAUUGAGACAGCUUUCAGGGAAAUGGACUUGCAGAUAGAGCGAGAAAGGGCUGUGUACAAUAUAUCUGGCGGCUGUACAGCCCUCAUUGUGAUGUGUUUGCUAGGAAAGCUCUAUGUGGCAAACGCUGGCGAUAGCAGGGCCAUAAUAAUCAGAAAUGGAGAAGUCAUUCCAAUGUCUUCAGAAUUUACUCCAGAAACAGAACGUCAGCGUCUUCAGUAUCUGGCAUAUAUGCAGCCACACUUGCUGGGAAACGAGUUUACACACUUUGAGUUUCCAAGGAGGGUCCAGAGGAAGGAAGUUGGGAAAAGAAUGCUCUACAGAGACUUCAAUAUGACUGGCUGGGCAUACAAAACCAUUGAAGAGGAUGACUUGAAGUUUCCUCUUAUAUAUGGAGAAGGCAAGAAGGCUCGUGUCAUGGCAACUAUUGGGGUUACGAGAGGACUUGGAGACCAUGACUUGAAGGUGCAUGACUCAAACAUCUACAUCAAACCUUUUUUGUCCUCGUCGCCAGAGGUGAGGGUAUAUGAUCUUCUCCAGUAUGAGCAUGGACCUGAUGAUGUGUUGAUCUUGGCAACAGAUGGACUCUGGGAUGUACUAUUAAAUGAAGAAGUGGCAGAAGCGGUCACUAAUUUCCUGCCAAACUGUGACCCUGAUGACCCCCACAGGUACACAUUAGCAGCUCAGGAUUUGGUAAUGCGAGCCAGAGGAGUGCUGAAAGACAGAGGCUGGAGGAUAUCCAAUGACAGACUGGGCUCAGGAGAUGACAUUUCUGUCUUCGUCAUUCCUUUAAUACAUGGAAACAGAGUCUUGUAAAACAAGCACGAAUACUGGUAAUAGGAAAGGGUUUUUUGGGGGUUUUUUUUUACACAGUAAGAACCUCUGGAAAAGGCAGGCUAUCAAGAAAAGAGAUCAAGUUUAACUUUAAAAUUAUGUACUAAGCUUGGUUAGACUGGGAUAUUUCUACGUGAAACAUAGACGCUGAAUUGCAAUGAUUUAAAGGCAUCUCCUAGAAACUGCAGCUUCCCUGUGGGGUUUUGUUUUUUGUGUGCGUGCAUAUCAGGACCAGGACUUUAAUGCUGCUAGUAUAUUAGUGAUUUAUUUUUAAUGUCCCUCCUGGUGAGGACCCUAGUGUAACCUGAUAGAAUAUUUUUCUUUCCCAGUUUAAUGUAGCCAGAAAUAACACAUGAGAUGCAAAUUGGGAAAGCUAUUGUUAACAUUGGUAAUGUAGCCCAUUUCCUCCAUUAUUAAUUGACUAGCUAACUUUGCUUUUGAGCAAAUUUAAGCUGUAAGUUAUUAAGGUGAACAAAACCUGACACGACAGUUAAUUUUUUUUUGUUCAAAUCCUGUUAGUUUCAGUGGGUAAUUUCAAAAAGAUGAGUUUUAUUUAUGUCAAUAAAUCAAGCUUUUCCUUUUCUACCAUCAUAAAUACUUUGGAACCUCACAGUUACCCAACCUUUUGAAGCCAACCUUUUCUCUUGACAUGGUCUAAUCUACACUUCCUGUUAGCACACUUGCCUAAGAGAAUAGGGAAAGCUGUUUGGCUGGGAAAUGUGUUCCUUAUUGUCAAGAUUUUUGUAUUUAUAACUAUGAUGUAGCAGACUGGGAGAAUUCUUGAUUUAGAAAGAUUUCCCCAGAAAUCACCAUUCCUUUGGCACCACACGUUUUCAUUCAUUGAAUGCUUUUGUCUCCUCUAAUUUAUAUCCUGUUGAAAGGAUCGUUAUAUACGUACUGUUUAAUUUAU